Molecule: messenger RNA, 708 nt
Organism: Toxorhynchites rutilus septentrionalis
Lineage: Eukaryota; Metazoa; Arthropoda; Insecta; Diptera; Culicidae
Product: zinc finger BED domain-containing protein 4-like
Exons: 1
Coding region: 1-708 (235 amino acids)
Molecular function (GO): protein dimerization activity
Source: RefSeq, a predicted model, not a curated record
AUGGACAUUCUUCGUACUUUCAAUGAAGUAACUGUUGAAAUAUCUGCUGAAAAAUUCGUCACCUUGUCCAAAAGUGCAGUACUUGCACGAAUGAUGAUUGAUCAAACUAAACUGAAACAGCAAUCAUCCGAUUCGCUUCCACCAAUUGUAAAAAAGCUGGUUGAUGAGUUACAUAGUGGUCUUGUAAAACGAUUUGGAGAUAGAGAAUCGAAUGAUCUUAUCGCUGAAGCAAUUUUUCUAGACCCAAGAUUUAAAAAACAAGGUUUUUCUGACCAGGCGAUGUUCAACGAAACAUACCAAGCUCUUUUGCAAGUGAUGCAACAAAAUUGUACUGCAACGGAUGAGGAACAACAACCUGAGCCCCAGCCUUCUGCUGCUAAGUCAUCUAUUUGGGAGCAGUUCGACGAAACCAUCAGCAAACUACAAACAACACAAGAUCCAAGGACUGCCUGCAUCAUGGAACUGGACAAAUACAUUGCUGAACCGUAUUUAUCCAGACAUGGAGACCCGCUUGACUGGUGGAACUCAAGGAAACAUGUCUACCCAAAUCUAUAUCGGAUUAUGCUUACCAGGCUAUGCAUCAUUGCUACGUCUGUUCCAUGUGAGCGAAUCUUUUCGAAGACGGGACAGCUCAUUAGUGAGCGGCGAAGUGCACUAUCUCCCAAGAAUGUUGCGAAGAUCAUGUUUUUAAAUGUAAAUCUAACUUAA